AUGUCUCAUGGAGCGAAAUGCAUUUGUCAAAUUUGUACAUGCGGGCGACACAAGUGUCCCCAUGACCGGAAUGCAAGCAGUUUUCAACUUGGAGACGGAAAAUCUCAUUUGACUCAAGAGAAGACCAUAACCCAGUCUGCAUUUGAGUCAUCAAGCUAUCAAAAAUCUCAAAGAGCCACACCCAACCGUCAUCAUUCCACAAUUUCAUCACUAUUCACUGAAGAAAACAGCGCCGGAACUGCAGGAAUUCAAACAAGAACUAUAAAAUCGGCAGAAUACAAAGCCACACGUCAGAAUGGUGAACAACAUGUAAUUGAAAAAAGAGAAUCACAAAGAGAAACAACUCAAUUACCACCAAUUCACCAAACAGAAAAUGUGCGAGCUUCUCAUUCUGCAGGAAAAGAAAGAAACAGUCGUACCUCUAUCCAACAAGCACUACAACAAACAGAAGAGAGAUCGAGCUCCGCAGGAUCAGCCAUAACGUCAUCUGCUGACAAAUCGAGAACAGUUCAAUCCGGUGCCAGAAAAACGGUUUCAAUUAACGAGCAAAGCAGUGGUUACAACAAAACAUAUCGAAAUUCUAGUCAAAUUUUUGAAGCGAGAAGACUGCACCAGCAGGCUGAAUCAACUGAUAGCAACAGUGGACGAACUACUGAUAGCAGAGAAGGACAUGGCUCGACCAGCAGAGAACCGGCAGACCACAACACACGACUCACCGGUUUGCAGAAGAGCGAUAAACAGUCCAGUCAAAAACAGUCGCAUUCUGUUCAAAUCACAACACCUGGAAGGCAAAACAGCGAUUCCCACAAUACUGUUAGCAAAGGAAUAAUUCAAGGAAACACGAACUCCGUGAUCGAUGAAAAAGCGAAAAAUUUACCGCACAUAGCCGGAGUCAGGACAACAAGAACUGAGUUAACUAGUCAUCGAAUUUUGCAAGGUGCUGCCCAUUCUAAUCUCAACAGAACACAAAACCAAGAAGAUUUCAUAUAUCGACCCGGCGACUCCCCCCGAAUCCACAAACAACAUGUGGGAAAUACUAUAACAAACAGAACUAUCUUGCAAGGAGAUAGUAAACAGUUCGAGGCAAGAACGCAGAACCAAGAAGAUUUCACUCACAUCAGUGGAGAACGUUACGCCAAGAAGGUACCAGCUGACAACAAAAUCUUGCAAGGAGAUGGUCAACAGUUCGAAGCUAGAACGCAGAAUCAAGAAGAUUUCACUCACAUCAGUGGAGAACGUUACGCCAAGAAGGUGCCUGCUGACAACAAAAUCUUGCAAGGAGAUGGUCAACAGUUCGAAGCUAGAACGCAGAAUCAAGAAGAUUUCACUCACAUCAGUGGAGAACGUUACGCCAAGAAGGUGCCUGCUGACAACAAAAUCUUGCAAGGAGAUGGUCAACAGUUCGAAGCUAGAACGCAGAAUCAAGAAGAUUUCACUCACAUCAGUGGAGAACGUUACGCCAAGAAGGUGCCUGCUGACAACAAAAUCUUGCAAGGAGACGGUCAACAGUUCGAGGCAAGAACCCAGAACCAAGAAGAUUUCACACUUGUGAGCGGAGAACGUUACGCCAAGAAAGUGCCAGCUGACAACAAAAUCUUGCAAGGAGAUGGUCAACAGUUCGAGGCAAGAACGCAGAAUCAAGAAGAUUUCACUCACAUCAGUGGUGAACGUUACGCCAAGAAGAUACCGGCUGACAACAAAAUCUUGCAAGGAGACGGUCAACAGUUCGAGGCAAGAACCCAGAACCAAGAAGAUUUCACACUUGUGAGCGGAGAACGUUACGCCAAGAAAGUGCCAGCUGACAACAAAAUCUUGCAAGGAGAUGGUCAACAGUUCGAGGCAAGAACGCAGAAUCAAGAAGAUUUCACUCACAUCAGUGGUGAACGUUACGCCAAGAAGGUGCCAGCUGACAAUAAAUUCUUGCAAGGAGACGGUCAACAGUUCGAGGCAAGAACCCAGAACCAAGAAGAUUUCACUCACAUCAGUGGAGAACGUUACGCCAAGAAGAUACCGGCUGACAACAAAAUCUUGCAAGGAGACGGUCAACAGUUCGAGGCAAGAACCCAGAACCAAGAAGAUUUCACUCACAUCAGUGGAGAACGUUACGCCAAGAAGAUACCGGCUGACAACAAAAUCUUGCAAGGAGACGGUCAACAGUUCGAGGCAAGAACGCAGAAUCAAGAAGAUUUCACUCACAUCAGUGGUGAACGUUACGCCAAGAAGGUGCCAGCUGACAAUAAAUUCUUGCAAGGAGACGGUCAACAGUUCGAGGCAAGAACGCAGAAUCAAGAAGAUUUCACUCACAUCAGUGGUGAACGUUACGCCAAGAAGGUGCCAGCUGACAAUAAAUUCUUGCAAGGAGACGGUCAACAGUUCGAGGCAAGAACCCAGAACCAAGAAGAUUUCACUCACAUCAGUGGAGAACGUUACGCCAAGAAGAUACCGGCUGACAACAAAAUCUUGCAAGGAGACGGUCAACAGUUCGAGGCAAGAACCCAGAACCAAGAAGAUUUCACAUUUGUGAGCGGAGAACGUUACGCCAAGAAAGUGCCAGCUGACAACAAAAUCUUGCAAGGAGACGGUCAACAGUUCGAGGCAAGAACCCAGAACCAAGAAGAUUUCACAUUUGUGAGCGGAGAACGUUACGCCAAGAAAGUGCCAGCUGACAACAAAAUCUUGCAAGGAGAUGGUCAACAGUUCGAGGCAAGAACGCAGAAUCAAGAAGAUUUCACUCACAUCAGUGGAGAACGUUACGCCAAGAAAGUGCCAGCUGACAAUAAAAUCUUGCAAGGAGACGGUCAACAGUUCGAGGCAAGAACCCAGAACCAAGAAGAUUUCACACUUAUGAGCGGAGAACGUUACGCCAAGAAAGUGCCAGCUGACAACAAAAUCUUGCAAGGAGAUGGUCAACAGUUCGAGGCAAGAACGCAGAAUCAAGAAGAUUUCACUCACAUCAGUGGAGAACGUUACGCCAAGAAAGUGCCAGCUGACAAUAAAAUCUUGCAAGGAGACGGUCAACAGUUCGAGGCAAGAACCCAGAACCAAGAAGAUUUCACACUUGUGAGCGGAGAACGUUACGCCAAGAAAGUGCCAGCUGACAACAAAAUCUUGCAAGGAGAUGGUCAACAGUUCGAGGCAAGAACGCAGAAUCAAGAAGAUUUCACUCACAUCAGUGGUGAACGUUACGCCAAGAAGAUACCGGCUGACAAUAAAAUCUUGCAAGGAGACGAUCAACAGUUCGAGGCAAGAACCCAGAACCAAGAAGAUUUCACAUUUGUGAGCGGAGAACGUUACGCCAAGAAAGUGCCAGCUGACAACAAAAUCUUGCAAGGAGACGGUCAACAGUUCGAGGCAAGAACCCAGAAUCAAGAAGAUUUCACUCACAUCAGUGGAGAACGUUACGCCAAGAAGAUACCGGCUGACAACAAAAUCUUGCAAGGAGAUGGUCAACAGUUCGAAGCUAGAACGCAGAAUCAAGAAGAUUUCACUCACAUCAGUGGAGAACGUUACGCCAAGAAGGUGCCAGCUGACAACAAAAUCUUGCAAGGAGACGGUCAACAGUUCGAGGCAAGAACCCAGAACCAAGAAGAUUUCACACUUGUGAGCGGAGAACGUUACGCCAAGAAAGUGCCAGCUGACAACAAAAUCUUGCAAGGAGAUGGUCAACAGUUCGAGGCAAAAACGCAGAAUCAAGAAGAUUUCACUCACAUCAGUGGUGAACGUUACGCCAAGAAGAUACCGGCUGACAACAAAAUUUUGCAAGGAGAUGGUCAACAGUUCGAAGCUAGAACGCAGAAUCAAGAAGAUUUCACUCACAUCAGUGGUGAACGUUACGCCAAGAAGAUACCGGCUGACAACAAAAUUUUGCAAGGAGAUGGUCAACAGUUCGAAGCUAGAACGCAGAAUCAAGAAGAUUUCACUCACAUCAGUGGAGAACGAUACGCCAAGAAAGUGCCAGCUGACAACAAAAUCUUGCAAGGAGAUGGUCAACAGUUCGAGGCAAAAACGCAGAAUCAAGAAGAUUUCACUCACAUCAGUGGUGAACGUUACGCCAAGAAGAUACCGGCUGACAACAAAAUUUUGCAAGGAGACGGUCAACAGUUCGAGGCAAGAACCCAGAACCAAGAAGAUUUCACACUUGUGAGCGGAGAACGUUACGCCAAGAAAGUGCCAGCUGACAACAAAAUCUUGCAAGGAGAUGGUCAACAGUUCGAGGCAAAAACGCAGAAUCAAGAAGAUUUCACUCACAUCAGUGGUGAACGUUACGCCAAGAAGAUACCGGCUGACAACAAAAUUUUGCAAGGAGAUGGUCAACAGUUCGAAGCUAGAACGCAGAAUCAAGAAGAUUUCACUCACAUCAGUGGUGAACGUUACGCCAAGAAGAUACCGGCUGACAACAAAAUUUUGCAAGGAGAUGGUCAACAGUUCGAAGCUAGAACGCAGAAUCAAGAAGAUUUCACUCACAUCAGUGGAGAACGAUACGCCAAGAAAGUGCCAGCUGACAACAAAAUCUUGCAAGGAGAUGGUCAACAGUUCGAGGCAAAAACGCAGAAUCAAGAAGAUUUCACUCACAUCAGUGGUGAACGUUACGCCAAGAAGAUACCGGCUGACAACAAAAUCUUGCAAGGAGAUGGUCAACAGUUCGAGGCAAGAACGCAGAACCAAGAAGAUUUCACUCACAUCAGUGGUGAACGUUACGCCAAGAAGAUACCGGCUGACAACAAAAUUUUGCAAGGAGAUGGUCAACAGUUCGAAGCUAGAACGCAGAAUCAAGAAGAUUUCACUCACAUCAGUGGAGAACGUUACGCCAAGAAAGUGCCAGCUGACAACAAAAUCUUGCAAGGAGAUGGUCAACAGUUCGAAGCUAGAACGCAGAAUCAAGAAGAUUUCACUCACAUCAGUGGAGAACGUUACGCCAAGAAAGUGCCAGCUGACAACAAAAUUUUGCAAGGAGAUGGUCAACAGUUCGAAGCUAGAACGCAGAAUCAAGAAGAUUUCACUCACAUCAGUGGUGAACGUUACGCCAAGAAGAUACCGGCUGACAACAAAAUUUUGCAAGGAGAUGGUCAACAGUUCGAAGCUAGAACGCAGAAUCAAGAAGAUUUCACUCACAUCAGUGGAGAACGUUACGCCAAGAAAGUGCCAGCUGACAACAAAAUUUUGCAAGGAGAUGGUCAACAGUUCGAAGCUAGAACGCAGAAUCAAGAAGAUUUCACUCACAUCAGUGGAGAACGUUACGCCAAGAAAGUGCCAGCUGACAACAAAAUUUUGCAAGGAGAUGGUCAACAGUUCGAAGCUAGAACGCAGAAUCAAGAAGAUUUCACUCACAUCAGUGGAGAACGUUACGCCAAGAAGAUACCGGCUGACAACAAAAUCUUGCAAGGAGAUGGUCAACAGUUCGAGGCAAGAACCCAGAACCGAGAAGAUUUCACACUUGUGAGCGGAGAACGUUACGCCAAGAAAGUGCCAGCUGACAACAAAAUCUUGCAAGGAGACGGUCAACAGUUCGAGGCAAGAACCCAGAAUCAAGAAGAUUUCACUCACAUCAGUGGAGAACGUUACGCCAAGAAGAUACCGGCUGACAACAAAAUCUUGCAAGGAGAUGGUCAACAGUUCGAAGCUAGAACGCAGAAUCAAGAAGAUUUCACUCACAUCAGUGGAGAACGUUACGCCAAGAAGAUACCGGCUGACAACAAAAUCUUGCAAGGAGAUGGUCAACAGUUCGAAGCUAGAACGCAGAAUCAAGAAGAUUUCACUCACAUCAGUGGAGAACGUUACGCCAAGAAGAUACCGGCUGACAACAAAAUCUUGCAAGGAGAUGGUCAACAGUUCGAAGCUAGAACGCAGAAUCAAGAAGAUUUCACUCACAUCAGUGGAGAACGUUACGCCAAGAAGGUGCCAGCUGACAACAAAAUCUUGCAAGGAGACGGUCAACAGUUCGAGGCAAGAACCCAGAACCAAGAAGAUUUCACAUUUGUGAGCGGAGAACGUUACGCCAAGAAAGUGCCAGCUGACAACAAAAUCUUGCAAGGAGACGGUCAACAGUUCGAGGCAAGAACCCAGAACCAAGAAGAUUUCACAUUUGUGAGCGGAGAACGUUACGCCAAGAAAGUGCCAGCUGACAACAAAAUCUUGCAAGGAGAUGGUCAGCAGUUCGAAGCUAGAACGCAGAAUCAAGAAGAUUUCACUCACAUCAGUGGAGAACGUUACGCCAAGAAGGUGCCAGCUGACAACAAAAUCUUGCAAGGAGAUGGUCAACAGUUCGAAGCUAGAACGCAGAAUCAAGAAGAUUUCACUCACAUCAGUGGAGAACGUUACGCCAAGAAGAUACCGGCUGACAACAAAAUCUUGCAAGGAGAUGGUCAACAGUUCGAAGCUAGAACGCAGAAUCAAGAAGAUUUCACUCACAUCAGUGGAGAACGUUACGCCAAGAAGAUACCGGCUGACAACAAAAUCUUGCAAGGAGAUGGUCAACAGUUCGAAGCUAGAACGCAGAAUCAAGAAGAUUUCACUCCCAUCAGUGGAGAACGUUACGCCAAGAAGGUGCCAGCUGACAACAAAAUCUUGCAAGGAGAUGGUCAACAGUUCGAAGCUAGAACGCAGAAUCAAGAAGAUUUCACUCACAUCAGUGGAGAACGUUACGCCAAGAAGAUACCGGCUGACAACAAAAUCUUGCAAGGAGAUGGUCAACAGUUCGAAGCUAGAACGCAGAAUCAAGAAGAUUUCACUCACAUCAGUGGAGAACGUUACGCCAAGAAGGUGCCAGCUGACAACAAAAUCUUGCAAGGAGACGGUCAACAGUUCGAGGCAAGAACCCAGAACCAAGAAGAUUUCACAUUUGUGAGCGGAGAACGUUACGCCAAGAAAGUGCCAGCUGACAACAAAAUCUUGCAAGGAGAUGGUCAGCAGUUCGAAGCUAGAACGCAGAAUCAAGAAGAUUUCACUCACAUCAGUGGAGAACGUUACGCCAAGAAGGUGCCAGCUGACAACAAAAUCUUGCAAGGAGAUGGUCAGCAGUUCGAGGCAAGAACCCAGAACCAAGAAGAUUUCACUCACAUCAGUGGAGAACGUUACGCCAAGAAGGUGCCAGCUGACAACAAAAUCUUGCAAGGAGAUGGUCAGCAGUUCGAGGCAAGAACCCAGAACCAAGAAGAUUUCACUCACAUCAGUGGAGAACGUUACGCCAAGAAGAUACCGGCUGACAACAAAAUCUUGCAAGGAGAUGGUCAACAGUUCGAAGCUAGAACGCAGAAUCAAGAAGAUUUCACUCACAUCAGUGGAGAACGUUACGCCAAGAAGGUGCCAGCUGACAACAAAAUCUUGCAAGGAGAUGGUCAGCAGUUCGAAGCUAGAACGCAGAACCAAGAAGAUUUCACAUUUGUGAGCGGAGAACGUUACGCCAAGAAAGUGCCAGCUGACAACAAAAUCUUGCAAGGAGAUGGUCAACAGUUCGAAGCUAGAACGCAGAACCAAGAAGAUUUCACAUUUGUGAGCGGAGAACGUUACGCCAAGAAAGUGCCAGCUGACAACAAAAUCUUGCAAGGAGAUGGUCAACAGUUCGAAGCUAGAACGCAGAAUCAAGAAGAUUUCACUCACAUCAGUGGAGAACGUUACGCCAAGAAGGUGCCAGCUGACAACAAAAUCUUGCAAGGAGAUGGUCAGCAGUUCGAAGCUAGAACGCAGAACCAAGAAGAUUUCACAUUUGUGAGCGGAGAACGUUACGCCAAGAAAGUGCCAGCUGACAACAAAAUCUUGCAAGGAGAUGGUCAACAGUUCGAAGCUAGAACGCAGAAUCAAGAAGAUUUCACUCACAUCAGUGGAGAACGUUACGCCAAGAAGGUGCCAGCUGACAACAAAAUCUUGCAAGGAGAUGGUCAACAGUUCGAAGCUAGAACGCAGAAUCAAGAAGAUUUCACUCACAUCAGUGGAGAACGUUACGCCAAGAAGGUGCCAGCUGACAACAAAAUCUUGCAAGGAGAUGGUCAACAGUUCGAAGCUAGAACGCAGAAUCAAGAAGAUUUCACUCACAUCAGUGGAGAACGUUACGCCAAGAAGGUGCCAGCUGACAACAAAAUCUUGCAAGGAGAUGGUCAGCAGUUCGAAGCUAGAACGCAGAAUCAAGAAGAUUUCACUCACAUCAGUGGAGAACGUUACGCCAAGAAAGUGCCAGCUGACAACAAAAUCUUGCAAGGAGAUGGUCAACAGUUCGAAGCUAGAACGCAGAAUCAAGAAGAUUUCACUCACAUCAGUGGAGAACGUUACGCCAAGAAGGUGCCAGCUGACAACAAAAUCUUGCAAGGAGAUGGUCAGCAGUUCGAAGCUAGAACGCAGAACCAAGAAGAUUUCACAUUUGUGAGCGGAGAACGUUACGCCAAGAAAGUGCCAGCUGACAACAAAAUCUUGCAAGGAGAUGGUCAACAGUUCGAAGCUAGAACGCAGAAUCAAGAAGAUUUCACUCACAUCAGUGGAGAACGUUACGCCAAGAAGGUGCCAGCUGACAACAAAAUCUUGCAAGGAGAUGGUCAGCAGUUCGAGGCAAGAACCCAGAACCAAGAAGAUUUCACUCACAUCAGUGGAGAACGUUACGCCAAGAAGAUACCGGCUGACAACAAAAUCUUGCAAGGAGAUGGUCAACAGUUCGAAGCUAGAACGCAGAAUCAAGAAGAUUUCACUCACAACAGUGGAGAACGUUACGCCAAGAAGGUGCCAGCUGACAACAAAAUCUUGCAAGGAGAUGGUCAGCAGUUCGAGGCAAGAACCCAGAACCAAGAAGAUUUCACAUUUGUGAGCGGAGAACGUUACGCCAAGAAAGUGCCAGCUGACAACAAAAUCUUGCAAGGAGAUGGUCAACAGUUCGAAGCUAGAACGCAGAAUCAAGAAGAUUUCACUCACAUCAGUGGAGAACGUUACGCCAAGAAGAUACCGGCUGACAACAAAAUCUUGCAAGGAGAUGGUCAACAGUUCGAAGCUAGAACGCAGAAUCAAGAAGAUUUCACUCACAUCAGUGGAGAACGUUACGCCAAGAAGAUACCGGCUGACAACAAAAUCUUGCAAGGAGAUGGUCAACAGUUCGAAGCUAGAACGCAGAAUCAAGAAGAUUUCACUCACAUCAGUGGAGAACGUUACGCCAAGAAGAUACCGGCUGACAACAAAAUCUUGCAAGGAGAUGGUCAACAGUUCGAGGCAAGAACCCAGAACCAAGAAGAUUUCACAUUUGUGAGCGGAGAACGUUACGCCAAGAAAGUGCCAGCUGACAACAAAAUCUUGCAAGGAGAUGGUCAGCAGUUCGAAGCUAGAACGCAGAAUCAAGAAGAUUUCACUCACAUCAGUGGAGAACGUUACGCCAAGAAGGUGCCAGCUGACAACAAAAUCUUGCAAGGAGAUGGUCAGCAGUUCGAGGCAAGAACCCAGAACCAAGAAGAUUUCACUCACAUCAGUGGAGAACGUUACGCCAAGAAGAUACCGGCUGACAACAAAAUCUUGCAAGGAGAUGGUCAACAGUUCGAAGCUAGAACGCAGAAUCAAGAAGAUUUCACUCACAUCAGUGGAGAACGUUACGCCAAGAAGAUACCGGCUGACAACAAAAUCUUGCAAGGAGAUGGUCAACAGUUCGAGGCAAGAACCCAGAACCAAGAAGAUUUCACAUUUGUGAGCGGAGAACGUUACGCCAAGAAAGUGCCAGCUGACAACAAAAUCUUGCAAGGAGAUGGUCAGCAGUUCGAAGCUAGAACGCAGAAUCAAGAAGAUUUCACUCACAUCAGUGGAGAACGUUACGCCAAGAAGGUGCCAGCUGACAACAAAAUCUUGCAAGGAGAUGGUCAGCAGUUCGAGGCAAGAACCCAGAACCAAGAAGAUUUCACUCACAUCAGUGGAGAACGUUACGCCAAGAAGAUACCGGCUGACAACAAAAUCUUGCAAGGAGAUGGUCAACAGUUCGAAGCUAGAACGCAGAAUCAAGAAGAUUUCACUCACAUCAGUGGAGAACGUUACGCCAAGAAGAUACCGGCUGACAACAAAAUCUUGCAAGGAGAUGGUCAACAGUUCGAGGCAAGAACCCAGAACCAAGAAGAUUUCACAUUUGUGAGCGGAGAACGUUACGCCAAGAAAGUGCCAGCUGACAACAAAAUCUUGCAAGGAGAUGGUCAACAGUUCGAAGCUAGAACGCAGAAUCAAGAAGAUUUCACUCACAUCAGUGGAGAACGUUACGCCAAGAAGAUACCGGCUGACAACAAAAUCUUGCAAGGAGAUGGUCAACAGUUCGAAGCUAGAACGCAGAAUCAAGAAGAUUUCACUCACAUCAGUGGAGAACGUUACGCCAAGAAGAUACCGGCUGACAACAAAAUCUUGCAAGGAGAUGGUCAACAGUUCGAAGCUAGAACGCAGAAUCAAGAAGAUUUCACUCACAUCAGUGGAGAACGUUACGCCAAGAAGGUGCCAGCUGACAACAAAAUCUUGCAAGGAGACGGUCAACAGUUCGAGGCAAGAACCCAGAACCAAGAAGAUUUCACAUUUGUGAGCGGAGAACGUUACGCCAAGAAAGUGCCAGCUGACAACAAAAUCUUGCAAGGAGAUGGUCAACAGUUCGAAGCUAGAACGCAGAAUCAAGAAGAUUUCACUCACAUCAGUGGAGAACGUUACGCCAAGAAGAUACCGGCUGACAACAAAAUCUUGCAAGGAGAUGGUCAACAGUUCGAAGCUAGAACGCAGAAUCAAGAAGAUUUCACUCACAUCAGUGGAGAACGUUACGCCAAGAAGAUACCGGCUGACAACAAAAUCUUGCAAGGAGAUGGUCAACAGUUCGAAGCUAGAACGCAGAAUCAAGAAGAUUUCACUCACAUCAGUGGAGAACGUUACGCCAAGAAGAUACCGGCUGACAACAAAAUCUUGCAAGGAGACGGUCAACAGUUCGAGGCAAGAACCCAGAACCAAGAAGAUUUCACUCACAUCAGUGGUGAACGUUACGCCAAGAAGGUGCCUGCUGACAACAAAAUCUUGCAAGGAGAUGGUCAACAGUUCGAGGCAAUAACCCAGAACCAAGAAGAUUUCACUCACAUCAGUGGUGAACGUUACGCCAAGAAGGUGCCUGCUGACAACAAAAUCUUGCAAGGAGAUGGUCAACAGUUCGAGGCAAGAACCCAGAACCAAGAAGAUUUCACUCACAUCAGUGGUGAACGUUACGCCAAGAAAGUGCCAGCUGACAACAAAAUCUUGCAAGGAGACGGUCAACAGUUCGAGGCAAGAACCCAGAACCAAGAAGAUUUCACGCACAUCUCUGGAGAACGUUACGCCAAGAAGGUGCCUGCUGACAACAAAAUCUUGCAAGGAGAUGGUCAACAGUUCGAGGCAAGAACCCAGAACCAAGAAGAUUUCACUCACAUCAGUGGUGAACGUUACGCCAAGAAGGUGCCUGCUGACAACAAAAUCUUGCAAGGAGAUGGUCAACAGUUCGAGGCAAGAACCCAGAACCAAGAAGAUUUCACGCACAUCUCUGGAGAACGUUACGCCAAGAAGGUGCCUGCUGACAACAAAAUCUUGCAAGGAGAUGGUCAGCAGUUCGAGGCAAGAACCCAGAACCAAGAAGAUUUCACUCACAUCAGUGGUGAACGUUACGCCAAGAAGGUGCCUGCUGACAACAAAAUCUUGCAAGGAGAUGGUCAACAGUUCGAGGCAAGAACCCAGAACCAAGAAGAUUUCACUCACAUCUCUGGAGAACGUUACGCCAAGAAGGUGCCUGCUGACAACAAAAUCUUGCAAGGAGACGGUCAACAGUUCGAGGCAAGAACCCAGAACCAAGAAGAUUUCACUCACAUCAGUGGUGAACGUUACGCCAAGAAGGUGCCUGCUGACAACAAAAUCUUGCAAGGAGAUGGUCAACAGUUCGAGGCAAGAACCCAGAACCAAGAAGAUUUCACUCACAUCAGUGGUGAACGUUACGCCAAGAAGGUGCCUGCUGACAACAAAAUCUUGCAAGGAGAUGGUCAACAGUUCGAGGCAAGAACCCAGAACCAAGAAGAUUUCACUCACAUCUCUGGAGAACGUUACGCCAAGAAGGUGCCUGCUGACAACAAAAUCUUGCAAGGAGACGGUCAACAGUUCGAGGCAAGAACCCAGAACCAAGAAGAUUUCACUCACAUCAGUGGUGAACGUUACGCCAAGAAGGUGCCUGCUGACAACAAAAUCUUGCAAGGAGAUGGUCAACAGUUCGAGGCAAGAACCCAGAACCAAGAAGAUUUCACUCACAUCAGUGGUGAACGUUACGCCAAGAAGGUGCCUGCUGACAACAAAAUCUUGCAAGGAGACGGUCAACAGUUCGAAGCUAGAACCCAGAACCAAGAAGAUUUCACUCACAUCUCUGGAGAACGUUACGCCAAGAAGGUGCCUGCUGACAACAAAAUCUUGCAAGGAGACGGUCAACAGUUCGAAGCAAGAACCCAGAACCAAGAAGAUUUCACUCACAUCAGUGGAGAACGUUACGCCAAGAAGGUGCCUGCUGACAACAAAAUCUUGCAAGGAGACGGUCAACAGUUCGAAGCUAGAACCCAGAACCAAGAAGAUUUCACUCACAGCAGUGGAGAACGUUACGCCAAGAAGAUACCGGCUGACAACAAAAUCUUGCAAGGAGAUGGUCAACAGUUCGAAGCUAGAACGCAGAAUCAAGAAGAUUUCACUCACAUCAGUGGAGAACGUUACGCCAAGAAGAUACCGGCUGACAACAAAAUCUUGCAAGGAGAUGGUCAACAGUUCGAGGCAAGAACCCAGAACCAAGAAGAUUUCACUCACAUCUCUGGAGAACGUUACGCCAAGAAGGUGCCUGCUGACAACAAAAUCUUGCAAGGAGACGGUCAACAGUUCGAAGCAAGAACCCAGAACCAAGAAGAUUUCACUCACAUCUCUGGAGAACGUUACGCCAAGAAGGUGCCUGCUGACAACAAAAUCUUGCAAGGAGAUGGUCAACAGUUGGAGGCAAGAACCCAGAACCAAGAAGAUUUCACUCACAUCAGUGGUGAACGUUACGCCAAGAAGGUGCCUGCUGACAACAAAAUCUUGCAAGGAGACGGUCAACAGUUCGAAGCUAGAACCCAGAACCAAGAAGAUUUCACUCACAUCUCUGGAGAACGUUACGCCAAGAAGAUACCGGCUGACAACAAAAUCUUGCAAGGAGAUGGUCAACAGUUCGAAGCUAGAACGCAGAAUCAAGAAGAUUUCACUCACAUCAGUGGAGAACGUUACGCCAAGAAGAUACCGGCUGACAACAAAAUCUUGCAAGGAGAUGGUCAACAGUUCGAGGCAAGAACCCAGAACCAAGAAGAUUUCACUCACAUCUCUGGAGAACGUUACGCCAAGAAGGUGCCUGCUGACAACAAAAUCUUGCAAGGAGACGGUCAACAGUUCGAAGCAAGAACCCAGAACCAAGAAGAUUUCACUCACAUCUCUGGAGAACGUUACGCCAAGAAGGUGCCUGCUGACAACAAAAUCUUGCAAGGAGAUGGUCAACAGUUGGAGGCAAGAACCCAGAACCAAGAAGAUUUCACUCACAUCAGUGGUGAACGUUACGCCAAGAAGGUGCCUGCUGACAACAAAAUCUUGCAAGGAGACGGUCAACAGUUGGAGGCAAGAACCCAGAACCAAGAAGAUUUCACUCACAUCAGUGGUGAACGUUACGCCAAGAAGGUGCCUGGUGACAACAAAAUCUUGCAAGGAGAUGGUCAACAUUUUGAGGCUAGAACGCAGAACCAAGAUGAUUUUAAAACAGUAAAGAUAUCAAGGAGUGUUAAAAUUGUUCCAGUUCCUCACAAGUUCGAGCAGUCUGAAAAUGCUAAGAUUACUGGAUCAUCGCUCUAUAAAGAUGAUUUCGUUGAUUUCUCCAGUGAUAUAGUUUCACAAAGUGGUAUCAAUCUCGGAAAGCUGAAAUCUUCUGGUGUCUCAGGAGGAGGUCGUUCGCAUGUUUAUGAAACGUCAUCCGUGAUAGAAGAUUCUGAUUCGGGCUUCGAAGGGUAUCAUUUUGUUUCUGGUUCGAAGUUGUCAACUUCUCAUGCUGGCUACUUGUCUCAGGACGCAGGGAGCAGUUAUGAUAUAGAUUUCCAAUACCGUCCUGUACCUUGCAUUGCCGGUGAACUUCUGGAAUCGAUCAGACGUAACCACUCUAACACAUUGCAUUAUGAUUUCAACCAAUGUGAUAGUGGUCAUCACUUCUACAGAGAGAAAACUAUUUUGGAGGAAGAUGAGACCAGUGAAACUAUUAAUGAAACCAUAAAUAAGUAA
Molecule: messenger RNA, 14262 nt
Organism: Caenorhabditis remanei
Lineage: Eukaryota; Metazoa; Nematoda; Chromadorea; Rhabditida; Rhabditidae
Exons: 8
Coding region: 1-14262 (4753 amino acids)
Biological process (GO): microtubule anchoring
Cellular component (GO): axonemal microtubule; centriole; ciliary basal body
Molecular function (GO): microtubule binding
Source: RefSeq, a predicted model, not a curated record